GCAGACUCCUGUUGGAUUCACGAUAUCAUCGAUUAACCCAGCGGCUACUCCGGAUAAUAACACCUUCCAUGUGAAACAUAUGCAGAGAUAUAAGUGCUAUCGCCGUCCUGUACGAGGGGGCCGCGCGUUGAACGUGCCGCGUUCGAAUCCCAGCGGUGUCAUAUUCAAAUACUCUCACCAUACAG
Perkinsus marinus ATCC 50983 is the source of this 185-nucleotide messenger RNA. RefSeq lists its product as hypothetical. Lineage: Eukaryota; Perkinsozoa; Perkinsida; Perkinsidae. The record is from RefSeq and is a predicted model, not a curated record. The transcript has a single exon. The annotation marks the transcript as partial.